UCAUAUCCUGUCGUUGUCCUUUAGCGCUUGCCCAAGCCUUUUCAGUUUGAGGUUUUGAGUGCAUUUGAGCGGCUGCAAAUAAAAACAGAACUGUGUGUGCGCAAAAACAAACCAUAAAUAUCUGUGGAAUCAGUGGAUGUGGUUUUGUGAAAAUCGAAUACAUAAUUUGGACAGUGCAGGAUAUAGAGCGUAUAUCCUUAAACCAACUACCGCAUCUUAGCUAACCGGCUCGGAGCGUUUUAAUUAUUUGACUCUUCAUCGGGGUUGUGCAUCUGCACUGAACGGCUUCAAAAUUAACUACUCAAAGUACCACCACAACGCUAUGUCCCUUUCGGCCAUAGCCAAGCCAAUACUCUACUCGUAUUGGCGAAGCUCGUGCUCCUGGCGCGUGCGCAUUGCGAUGAACCUCAAGGAGAUACCCUACGACAUCAAGCCGAUCAGUCUGAUCAAGUCGGGCGGCGAGCAGCACUGCAAUGAGUAUCGCGAGGUGAACCCCAUGGAGCAGGUUCCGGCUUUACAGAUUGAUGGCCACACCCUCAUCGAAUCGGUGGCCAUUAUGCACUACCUCGAGGAGACUCGUCCGCAGCGACCACUCCUGCCACAGGACGUCCACAAGCGGGCCAAGGUGCGCGAGAUCGUGGAGAUCAUUUGCUCUGGCAUCCAGCCGCUCCAGAACCUCAUCGUUCUCAUCCACGUGGGCGAGGAGAAGAAGAAGGAGUGGGCCCAGCACUGGAUCACACGUGGCUUCCGGGCGGUGGAGAAGGCGUUGUCCACCUCGGCAGGAAAAUACUGUGUGGGCGAUGAGAUCUCCAUGGCUGAUUGCUGCCUCGUACCACAGGUGUUCAAUGCCAGAAGAUUCCAUGUCGACUUGCGCCCAUAUCCCAUUAUACUGCGCAUCGACCGCGAACUGGAGAGCAAUCCGGCGUUCCGAGCUGCCCACCCCUCGAAUCAACCGGACUGUCCGCCGGAGCUGCCCAACAAAUAGAAUUUUCCGACGCCAACUGCAAAGCGCCGUAAAACGAAAAAGUGAAUUGCAGUUCGACACCGAAGACACAGGACAAACUAAAACCUUAACUAUGAUCAGUGAGCAGGACGUGUGAAGGAUUAGAAACGAUGUGGAAGAUUGAAAAUAUGGCAAAGCUGGCGAGGAUUCCAUUAAGCAGAAACAGUCGGAUGUGAUUUAUAAAAAUUGCUAACAGCAUUUAAAUAUGCAUAAAUGCAUAAAAAUACUAUCGAUAGUAUAACGAAAUUCCAUUCAAGAAAUUCAAAAUCUUAAACGCAAAAUUCUCAAAAAAGGAACAAAAACUUUUGAAUAAUAAAUUCUUCGAAUUCCCUUAGUUUGUCAUUGUGAACAUGAUCUAAAAGAUGAACUCAUAUAUAUUAAAUGUAACUUAUUUUUAUGCAUUUUAUUUAGGCUAACAAAAACAUAACAAAUUCAAGGAAAACUCAUGACGAAAAGCAAAAUUCAAUUCAGGGAUCUAUGAACAAAAAUUAUUUAAAAACCAAAUCGAGAGCACAUGUGUGCGGUUGAAAACUAUCGAAAAUAUACAAACCUAUGUAUAAGUACUUCAUGUCAAAGUUGGGCAAAUGCUAAACAAAUCGUUCACAAAGUACAAAACGUCAGUCAACCAAUAAGUAAUAUAUACCAACCGACAAACUAUACAUUAAAUCGAAUAACUCAUAAGUAAUUUACAAAGAACUAUCCAACCGAUAAGGUGGAUCACCUAUUUAAUGGUUCUAAAUGUCGCAAUGCCUCUUUGAUACCACUCAAGAAAGUAACUAAAGUAAUCAAUUAUUUCUCUCAAACUCAAUGCACAUAGACGAAUGAUAUAAAGCCAACAAAUUAAGUGCACCCUAAUUUUAAUAGCAACUUGAUGUAAAUUGAAUCGUGAGGAUUUGUUUCACAACCCUUGUACGAGUAGUUGUAAGCCUGCCAUUGCCAAGACCAUACUAACUGUCCUGUAUGAAAGUACAAUGCAAGAAUCGGUUGCCGAAGCGAAGGACGAGUGCCGAUAGUCACAUCAUACAAAGAUAUAUACUAUAUAGACAGAGCUGCGCAUUUUCGCAUACGAAACCAAACGAAAACCAAAUUGAACACGAAACCAACUUAUAUGCAUAAAUUCCGAAAUAUUGUAACAGUUCCAUACAUAAUUAAUAAAUAAACUUCAAACUAAAAAAUUAAA
Drosophila bipectinata is the source of this 2183-nucleotide messenger RNA. Its product is annotated as probable maleylacetoacetate isomerase 2. Gene Ontology annotation, cellular component: mitochondrion; cytoplasm. Gene Ontology annotation, biological process: L-phenylalanine catabolic process; glutathione metabolic process. The record is from RefSeq and is a predicted model, not a curated record. Lineage: Eukaryota; Metazoa; Arthropoda; Insecta; Diptera; Drosophilidae. Gene Ontology annotation, molecular function: maleylacetoacetate isomerase activity; glutathione transferase activity.